Messenger RNA from Arachis stenosperma, 1261 nucleotides. RefSeq names its product methylsterol monooxygenase 2-2-like. The coding region runs from base 14 to 886 and encodes 290 amino acids. Gene Ontology annotation, molecular function: iron ion binding; C-4 methylsterol oxidase activity. The transcript has 7 exons. Lineage: Eukaryota; Viridiplantae; Streptophyta; Magnoliopsida; Fabales; Fabaceae. Gene Ontology annotation, biological process: 4-alpha-methyl-delta7-sterol oxidation; sterol biosynthetic process. The record is from RefSeq and is a predicted model, not a curated record.
UACAAACCUUGGUAUGUGCACUCUCUCUCUCUCUCUUCGCAAAUUCUCUUUCUGGGUUGUACCAUCCAUGGCUUCCUUCGUUGAAUCCGGUUGGCAGUUUUUGAUCACGCAUUUCAGUGACUUUCAAUUGGCAUGUUUUGGGAGUUUCUUUCUGCAUGAGAGCGUUUUCUUCUUAUCUGGACUUCCAUUUGUUUGGUUCGAAAGAGCUGGAUGGCUCAGCAACUAUAAGAUUCAGGGGAAAAAUAAUAGCCCUGCAGCUCAGGAGAAAUGUAUCGUUCGCUUAAUACUGUACCAUUUUGGUGUCAAUCUACCAGUCGUGAUUUUUUCAUAUCCUGUGUUCAAAUAUAUGGGCAUGCGAAGUAGUCUUCCAUUGCCAUCCUGGAAUGUAAUUCUAACACAAAUAAUCUUUUACUUCAUUUUGGAGGAUUUUGUAUUUUACUGGGGUCACAGGGUAUUGCACACAAAAUGGCUGUACAAGCAUGUGCACAGUGUUCAUCAUGAGUAUGCUACACCGUUUGGACUUACUUCGGAAUAUGCUCAUCCUGCCGAAAUACUUUUCCUUGGAUUUGCUACCAUUAUUGGCCCUGCUGUCACAGGGCCACACUUGGUAACUCUAUGGUUAUGGAUGGUUCUGAGAGUCCUGGAGACAGUUGAAGCUCAUUGUGGUUACCAUUUUCCUUGGAGUCCUUCAAAUUUCUUUCCAUUAUAUGGGGGAUCUGAUUUCCAUGACUAUCAUCACCGAUUGCUUUAUACCAAGUCCGGAAACUACUCGUCAACUUUUACCUACAUGGACUGGAUAUUUGGAACAGAUAUAGGGUAUAGAAAGUUGAAAGCAUUGAAGAGAGCCACAGUUGAAAACAAUCAAUGUAACAAAAUUUAUGAAUGAACAUUGAACGAGAUCAGAAUGUGCAUAUCCAUUUUCCACGGCAUACGUCUUGCCGCCCUUGUCUGGUACCUGUUCUGUUGUUCAUAUGGAACAUUUUCUUUAAAGACACUUUACACUUGUGCCUAUUUUUCAGAUGAUUAUAAUGAUUUUGGUUUCAAUGUUCCAAGUUGUUUUGCUUUCAACUUUGGCUUGUCUGGUAGCCACUUUUAGAACGUCCUUGUCAGCAUUAACAACAAAAUAUGUAUUUGUGAAGUAUAUGGGUGUACUUACUAUUUAGCAUAAAUGUUAGGGUUGGACAAUUGAAGGUUGAAUUCAAUGAAAUCUUCAGCAUGUGUGCAAGAUAAUUGCUGUGAUUUUUAUACGCGAGUGAUAAGU